This is a messenger RNA of Myripristis murdjan (pinecone soldierfish), 5415 nucleotides long. Its product is annotated as neurabin-1-like. Gene Ontology annotation, cellular component: cytoplasm; actin cytoskeleton; postsynaptic density. The transcript has 19 exons. The record is from RefSeq and is a predicted model, not a curated record. Gene Ontology annotation, molecular function: actin filament binding. NCBI's taxonomy places the organism in Eukaryota, Metazoa, Chordata, Actinopteri, Holocentriformes, Holocentridae. The coding region runs from base 590 to 4873 and encodes 1427 amino acids. Gene Ontology annotation, biological process: calcium-mediated signaling; neuron projection development; actin filament organization.
ACACUCACGCACAGAGGCACAUGCAUCAGCAGGUGCUGCAUCACUGCUCCUGUUCGCCUCGUACACACAGGUAGACGCUGGAGAUUCUAGCUGAUUGCACUAACCUGCAUCAUGCGCACAGGUAUAUAUUCACAAAAAGCUUACCUCUGAUCCCAGGGAAGCCUCUGUCAGAGUGAUAUUGCAUUUUCACGGGUGAUGACAACACUGACAUGAGGAUGGUGAUGAUCAUAGGUAAAGGAAAAUGUUUGGCGUGGUGAUGGUGAACAGAAAUAAGAAGACUGCAUGGAAACUGUGAGGUUUACGGACCAAAACCUGCAUGCAAUUGGCUUUAGUGUUAGUCCCUUUGUCACAGCUGUCCUAGGACUAAUCUGCUCCAAUUCAACACCAGCCUUAACAUCUAUCCUCCCGCAUCUUACCUGCCUUAAUCACCAGCAUUCGACUGUACCAGCAAGUUCUCAAAAUUAAGCUCUAAUAUACUGCACGUCUGCCUAAGCUCAGCACUAAAUUGAGUCAGUCACUUUAACGCUACAAGAGCACUUCCUCAGCUCCUCUGUACUAUUUCUACUCGUUGGAGAAUCUCCAUUCCCAAAUGAUGCGGACAGACAGUAAAGGCCGGAGUGCCUCCCCCCACAGGAUAACCUACAAGUCUGACUUCCAUGCCAUCAAAUGCUCCUUUGACACUGCGACCACUAGACAUCCAGGGUCCAAGGUUGCUCCUACAAGACUGCCGUCAAGCAUGUCAGAUCCCGUAAUGUCCCACACCAGCAGCCCACGGAGCAGAGGGAGGGUCCACAGCACCAGGGGGCCCAAGAUCAGAGACAACAUUUUCCUCCAGAUGGACAGCCAGCAGCUAAAACAAGAUGGCACGCCACUGCUGAGUUCUGGCUCCACACCAUUCAAGUCCCCGCAGCUUACUCCCCUGCAGGUUCCCUCACCUCUUCCUGAGCCAAGACGUUCCUUCCUCGGUUCCUCAUCUGCUCUCAGCAGCAUAGCCGGCAUUCUUAAUGUAGAGUCUUCUCUGAUAGAUAAACCCUCCAAGUCAGAGGAGAUAGACAGAGCUGCUCUGGCUCAGAAGUUCUCCGUGACCCGGAAGUUAUUCGAGACCAAGGUGAUGGAGGUUGGCGGGGGACCCGGUGGAAAACUUAUUUCUGUCAGGGGAAGCAAGGGGAUGGCGGAUGGGAGAGGAGAGGGGGAAGAUGGGAGAGGAGGGGCCAGCCAGUUGGAAAAAGAGGAAGAUGUGAAAAUGUCAGUAAAUGAAAAGGGAGAACACAAAGAGGAUGGCUCAGGUCAUUUGAACGAAUCAGACUUACCCAUCAUAAACAUUUCUUCACCAAAGACACAGCUUCGUGCACACACAUCACUGGAAAAUCACCCAAAACACCUCUGCCCAAGAAAAGACAAUCUGCCUCCAUCACCUAGUGCCAUAGCCAAGGUCACAUCUGGGAGGGAGGAGACUGAAUGCUGUGUGCAUUCCUUGAAUGAAGUGUCCAACACACAAGCUGCCUCUCAAACUUGCUGCUGUCUUAAUGCCCAAAGAGCAACGUCCCACAGAGAGGGCACCAGAGAGGAAGAGUCGGCAGGAGCACCAAGCCUUCACCCCUGUUUGACCCCCGAAGAGCCAGUGAGGGCAGAACUCGUAGACGUGAAGAACGAGUCAUCAGAGAGCGAUGAGAACGAGGAGGACGGGCAGAGGAAGGCGGACAUAAACGGGAGAAAGGAUGAGGUGGAAAUGUGCAUGAAACAAGUGUUAGGAAAAACCCAGGAGCCCCUAGUGGAUGAUGUUUUUGAAGAGCCAAGUAUGGGAACCUCACCAGUAUGUGAAACCUCUGCAGGCCUUCAUAUGGUAGAGCAAAGACUGGAAGAUCGUCACCUAGUUGAAUUCUUAGGAGAAUACCAAAAGGAAUUAUCUGCCAGCGUGCCACCUAAAAGAGAGAUUGAAGAUGACGGGGUAGCAGGAAGAGACAAGUACCAGCAGGUGAAUGAACAUGGGGUGGGUGAGGGUGAAAGGGAGGAGCAGAAUGAAAACAACAGACGGCUCAGUGCUGAGACUGAGAAGUUCGUAGAAGAAAGGGAGAACAGACAGAAAAAGACGAAGGAAGUGGUGGUGGAAAGGGCCGGGAAGGAAGAGGGGGGCAAGAUGCUUGAGGGGUAUGUUUACAAGGAAGAGAAGUUGUACACUGAGGAAAAGGCAAAAGUGGGAGGGGAAGAUGCAGAGAGAGAAUGCAGGUCAAGUGGAGAAAAGGAAAGGAUUGGAAUAGAGGAGGAAGAAAGAAACGAGAAAGUAGAAGAUGCCGGCUCUAAGCUGCAAGAAGAGCAUGUCAAACAAGAGAAGAGCAGAGGAGUUGCUGAAGGAAAAGGUGAGGCCGAUGGGAAAGAUAAUGGAGGAGGAGGAGAGUCCACAGCAAUCUGUGGGAUUGAGAAUGAGGCUUUUGUGUACGAUCAGGAACGGGAGAGCCAGGCUCAUCCCAGGGACUCAAAAUCACCAAGGCAGGAUCAGGAAGGCUCUCCGGCUCCGGCAGAGCAGCCGUCAUUGGGAUACGAGGAAAUUCCUGGUAUUCCUGAACUAGCUGAGCAGGAUGAUGAAGACGCAGAGGAAGUCAGGAAGAGAGCGGUCAAGUUCUCCACAGCACCAAUCAGAGUGUACAGUACCUAUUCGAACGCAGUGUACGACAGACGCAACGACGAUAUUGAUCCAGUAGCCGCCUCGGCUGAGUACGAGCUGGAAAAGAGGGUGGAUAAAAUGGACGUUUUCCCUGUGGAGAUAGAAAAAGGAGAUGAAGGUCUGGGCAUCAGUAUAAUUGGGAUGGGCGUGGGUGCCGAUCAGGGCCUGGAGAAGCUGGGAAUCUUUGUCAAGACCAUCACUGAAGGAGGAGCUACGCAUAAGGAUGGAAGGAUCCAGGUGAAUGACCAGAUAGUGGAGGUGGAUGGGGUGAGUUUGGUUGGAGUCUCUCAGCUGUUUGCAGCCACAGUCCUCAAGAAUACAUCAGGCCUGGUCAAGUUUUUGAUUGGCCGAGAGAAGCAGGGGGUAGAGAGUGAAGUGGCACGGCUGAUCAAUGAAAGCCUGGAAAUGGACAAGCCCAAGAGAGAGAGAGCAAGGUCAGGAGAUGGAAGUGCAGACAAUGAUGACGGCAUGUCAGUAGAAGAGGAAGAAGAGGAGGAAGAGGAGGAGGAUGUGUCUGUACUGUCCAGUCUUGACAACUAUCAGCUCUGCCUCAAAUACCAGCAGCUCCAGUCAAAACUACAAAUCAGAACAACCCAACUUCACCAAGCUAAGGAAAAGUUGAAGGUGUGUCAGGAGCAGCAAGCCCAGUGGGAGAGCCAGAGGGCUGAUUUGGAGCAAAGGGUUGAAGAUGGAGAGGAGAAAGCUGACAAACUGGAGAAGUACUGGCAAGAGGCCCAGACCCUGUGUAGGGUUGUUAGCCAGCGUUUGGCUGAUGCUCAGAGCCAAUCAGAGGGCCUGGAGAUUAAAUACAGCAAGGCCAAGAGACUGGUCAGAGAAUACCAGAGCAGAGAGGAGGAGAGGGAGAAGAGAGAAGCUGAUCUGAGGAGAGAAAUGGAGGACAGAGAUAAGAAACACAGAGAGACUGUGGAAAGACUGCAAAUGCAGCUCACACAGGUAGAGAGAAAAGAGCCAGUGCCUGAAAGAAAGAAUCACGCUCUGGACACUUCAGUCCCAGGUCCAGACUGGUGCAUUCCAGUUCCUGAUACAGGUCGUCUAGAUUCCAGCGCCCACAGAGCUAGAGCUCAGCUGGCCCAGAAAGCCAAGCGCCACCCUCCCUCACGGGACAAACUCAGAGAGAGCUUUAGAAGACAGGAAGAUGAAGUCCAGAAAAUGCAGGAGAACCCAUCGCUGGCUGCUCCUUCAGCAGUAGGGGCAUUACAAAGGAGCAGUAGAAGUGACCAGUCCAGUACCUCAUCCUUCUCCGCCCUCAGUACUCAGCCCCCCACCACCUCCAUCUUCACCCCUCCCAUCCACAUCAGUGACGUGGUCACGCCCUCCCCCACCAAAUCCUCGGCAUCCAGAAAGUCCAAAAGGAAAUUUCCUGACUUCAGUGGCCUUCGGAAGUCUCUAGGGAGAAGGAGCAGAAGUGAGAAGAAAAGUCGAGACUCCAUAUCUAACAGCAGGGCCUCAUGUGGCGACCUGGUGGACGGACCCACUGGAGUCUCCCCGUCAGGUUCGGUCACCUCCAUGCCUUCCUGCCUGCCGUUUCCCUGGUUCGGAGAGCGAGGGAGGGAGAAGGAAGGGGAAGAGGAGUGUGAGAGAGGCAGGGAGAGGCUUCGGUCUGUGUCAAGCAGCAGCUUGCCGUAUCUGACCACCACGGGCAGACGAGAUCAGAGUAUUGGAUCUCCAGUGGGCUGCUCCAGCAUGGUGGGUCAUGUCUCUGAUCACUCCCUCUCUGGACACUCACACACUUUCACCUUUUCCUCCACUGAGACUUUGGACAAUGAUCCGAUCCCCGCUCAUAACAACAACCAGUGGCAAAGUCGGCCCAUCUUGGAGUGGACCAACCAGCAGGUGUGCCAGUGGUUAAGCGGCAUGAACAUGGAGCAGUACGUGGCCGAGUUCACUGCCAGAGGUGUGGAUGGGCCGCAGCUUCUCAGCAUGGACAGUGAGAAACUCAAGGCUCUGGGGGUGUGCAGCCAGAGUGACCGUUCGGCUCUGAAGAAGAGGCUGAAGGAGAUGAAGAAAAAAGAAGAGAAAGAGCAGAGGGAGAGAGAGAAGAGACUGAAGGAGGAAAAGGAGAAAGACAAGAACAUGCUCAUGGAGAGGGAGAGUGAAGGAAAGGAGAAAGAGAUUAGGAUGAUGGAAGAAAAAGCUGGAAAGGAGGUCGGGCGCAGUGGCAGAACAGUAAGAACUGAGUCACUUUUAUAAAAAAAUAAAAAGUAUUGCAGCGAUGUCAUAAGUAUAUCCUAACAUUUCAAACCAACCUAGCCUUGUCGGAUUUCUGUUUCAAGCACAUAACCUCUAUUUUAUGUUGCCACCAGCACGAGGGUGUGUCUGUAGACACACAUACAUACACACACACACACACAUACACAUUUACAAGGACCAAUGAUUUCUGGUUGGCUGAUCCAGACACCUAGCUCUACUGCACACACAUUUGAUAAGACACCCCGUCAUUUAGAAUGAGGAAAAGUGAUUGGUUUAAUUGAUAGAUUAUUGGAUCCAAGCAGAGUUUGACUCCAGCACCAAAGUUCACCCUUCCAGCAAAUAUAUAUCUCCUGCACACUUCCAGUGAUAAAGUGUAUGACAAUUUACUACGGUUUUAUAAUGUUUUUUUUUUUUUAAGUUAAAUUAUUCUUAGGCUUUACCAAAUACAUGUUUUAAUAUUAAAUGUGUGCUGAUCACAGCACCGAAUUGUCUUUGCUGUAAAUGCUUUUUUUAUGUAUUAAUAAAUAAUGUUUUAAACUUGC